Ophidiomyces ophidiicola is the source of this 582-nucleotide messenger RNA. RefSeq lists its product as uncharacterized. Bases 1 to 582 code for a protein of 193 amino acids. Gene Ontology annotation, molecular function: zinc ion binding; protein-folding chaperone binding. The record is from RefSeq and is a predicted model, not a curated record. Lineage: Eukaryota; Fungi; Ascomycota; Eurotiomycetes; Onygenales; Onygenaceae. Gene Ontology annotation, biological process: protein folding; protein import into mitochondrial matrix; protein stabilization. Gene Ontology annotation, cellular component: mitochondrion. The transcript has a single exon.
AUGGCAGCCCCAAGGAGCCUAGCCCGCCAUGUUGCUUCCCUCUCAUCACGAUCCUGUCGGGUAAAUUCCGUCGCACAAUGCCGGAGCUUUACUUGUGCCUGGUUUCCCUCACUAUAUUCGAACGCCGUCUCGAACCGCCGACCAACAGCUCACACCCCUUUGUUCUUACGAAACAAGUCUACGUACACAAGGCCUCCUAGCUCUCUCACAGACAGCACACCUGCAACGUCGGAAGACAGUGCACAGAAUGAAGCUCGACGCGCGGAAGAACCCGCAUACCUCAUCACAUUUACCUGCAAGCCCUGCUCGCACCGAUCUGGCCAUCGGAUUUCAAAACACGGAUAUCAUAAAGGAACUGUCCUUAUAACUUGUCCUAAUUGCAAAAAUAGACACAUUAUCAGCGAUCAUUUGAAUAUAUUUAUGGAUACUAAGUCGACAUUGGAAGAUAUUCUUGCAAAGAAGGGUCAAAGUCUGAAAAAGGUCACUUUAGGAGAAGGAGAUACGGAACUAUGGCCGCAGCAGCCUUCUGAUGGUGCGGAAACUGAUUCGCUCAAGCCGUUGGAAGAUACGAAGGGUGGUUGA